CCCGCAUGCAGGUCUGUCAUAUCGGUGUUAAGUCGAAGAGCUUCGAGUAAAUAGUUUUCUUCACUUAUUAACCACAGUUUGUUCCCUUUUUAAAUGUUUGUCUCUGUGAAGCAUAUAAAUGAUUAGAGGAUAGCUUCUAGGUAUAAAUAUCCGAAUACCUACGUUACAACUGCCGGCUUAAUCAAUUUUCGUCAUGCACAAGCUCAUUCAAUCACUGGCCCAAACCAUCUAUAGUUUCGAUGCCGCUGCCAUCCACAGUUGCAACACUAAUCCCCCCAUUAAUUACGACUACAAGAAAUUCUCUGAUAAAUGCCUAUUGCCUAUCAAAUUCAAGGGGUUUCCAUUACAGUGCCGUUUAGAUGACUUUCCCGUGGAAGUGCUAGCUAAAAUUGCCAAUCAGCUCCUGCAACAUGAUUGUUUGUCAAUAAUGUAUACCUGCAAACUUCUAUACAAUGUGGGUAUAGCUCACUUGUAUCAAUCUGUUAUCAUUGACAAAUCCUAUUCCCGAUUUAACCACGAAAAACAUGCACAGAUAUUUUCUCAUCCUAACCGUAGCGCAUUGGGUAGUACAUACAUUCGCACUUUCUCCAAUUUUAUUGCGUUUCUCAAACACGUCUCUGAAGCACCUUACUUGAGGUCUCUAAUAAAGCGUUUCAGGUGCAUAACUUUACCUGAUAACACUUUCCCGCUUAUGUUUCCCAUCCGCCACGUGGUGAAGAGCUCGCUUCAAUCCUUCUUCGCGCAACUCCCAACGCUCAACGAGCUUGUCUGGUUAGACGUGUCCAGUGGAGCCCCAGAAAUUAUAAAGUUUACCAGUUUAAUGAACGUGGAAAAUAAGCUCUCUUUGCAGAGUAUAGCCGUGGAUUUAAGCAUGUGGGAUAUCACUGCCAAAAGCGGUAUACAGCAUCAAAACCCCGUGUGCAACUUCCUCAACUUACGUAACUUGGCUCUUUUUCCCAUUUCCAAUUCACAGUACUUGGCAAAGCUUGUUAAAAUAUUUGUUAGUGGAACCAUGGAGGGUGAAAUAUAUGUCAACAGACGAUUAAAGUCUCUCGGAGUGGCGCGGUUGCCGCGUGAAAAUAAGAUCUUGAAGCCACCCAGUUCCCUGUUAAUCCUUACAUCACCAGCAGUAACCACGCUUGAUUUGGACGUGGUCCAUUCUCUUUCUUCCGUUCAAGUGAAUGGCAAGAAGUUAAAUAUCCGCUACUCUGAGUUAAACCACCUUUCGCUUUCUCACUGUUUCUUGGUUCCCGGUGACUUCCCUAGAUUGAAUCUGAUUGUGAAUCUAAGAAAUCUUACACGAUUAGAGUUCAUACGCAUCAGUGAGGUGCAAAUUAUCCCCCACGGGCGCAUCGGACACGGGACGAAGGCGUUAUUAGCACCGAGUUUGAUCGUACAGUUGGCACCUUUGCUUCUCAAUUUAGAAGUACUUCAUCUUGAUUACAGAGAGUGUAUGGCCGACACAGUACCAGAGUUUCUUUCUUUGUUAACCAGUCCAAAAUUGCGAGAACUCGACAUAACUGUUAGGUGGAACCAGUCUAAAUUGAGCUCUUACAGUUCUUGGCAAGACCUAUGCGCUCUCUACUUGGAAAGAAUAUCCCUCUUUAAAGGUUCCCUCACUAAGCUUUCCAUUAGUGCCAAGGAAGAAAAUCUGUUUGGAGACUUGGGGAAGCAGUUUCCUGAGGGGCUCCUAGAGACGUUUCUUCCACGCUUGCAAAACUUGGUCUCUCUUCGCGUGGAUUCUGAGAAAAGACUCCCAGCGGAUGUGGAGCGUACGUUGUCGGUACUACCAAAUCUACAAUUUCUUGAUCUACAGGGCUCAGGAUCGGAUGGGGCCCCUCACAUGGCGUUUCAGGUGGUGCAUUCGGGGAUCUUAGAUAGCUGGUUAAAGGUGGAGCCACUUGUGUUGAAGUAUUUGAAGGCAAGUAGAGCCCACGCUGAUAGUAAAUUGAGAUAUGUGAGGCUUGGCGGGAGCUUAUUUGAGGUGGAAAAAGGAGGGAUUCGUCCCCGUGAAGGUAUAGAUGCUUGGUUCAAUGAGCAGGUGAGAGUUGGAGACAACUUUUGAUUCCAUCCUUUUAUAUAGCGUGAUUGAGGAUACUACAAUACUAGCUUAAUGUUUAUAAGUACACCCGAUUUGACUCCGA
This is a messenger RNA of Babjeviella inositovora NRRL Y-12698, 2144 nucleotides long. RefSeq lists its product as uncharacterized. The transcript has a single exon. NCBI's taxonomy places the organism in Eukaryota, Fungi, Ascomycota, Pichiomycetes, Serinales. Bases 194 to 2065 code for a protein of 623 amino acids. The record is from RefSeq and is a predicted model, not a curated record.